AUGUGGAAUGCGAAUGAUACUCCCAGUCCUAUGAUUACCAAUUGCAAACUCAGCAAAAAUGGUAAUAUUCACUUAUUAGACCCCCUCCUGUAUCGAUCUAUUGUUAGUGCCUUGCAAUAUGUAUCUCUUACUCGACCUGAUAUUGCUUUUAGUGUGAACAAAAAGUUAUCACUACACGUGUAUAGUGAAUUUGAUUGGGAUAGUGACUCCGACGACCGUCGCUCCACUUAUGGCUCUUGCAUUUUCUUUGGUCCAAACCUUGUCUCAUGGAGCUCGAAGAAGCUUCCACCCGUGGCUCAGUCUAGCACUGAAGUUGAGUAUAAUGCACUUGCUUACACGACCUUGAAGCUUAUUUCGUUGGAAUCCUUACUCAAUGAGUUAUAA
Molecule: messenger RNA, 384 nt
Organism: Vicia villosa (hairy vetch)
Lineage: Eukaryota; Viridiplantae; Streptophyta; Magnoliopsida; Fabales; Fabaceae
Exons: 2
Coding region: 1-384 (127 amino acids)
Source: RefSeq, a predicted model, not a curated record